ACCUCCUAACUGAGAAAUUUCAUCGAGCAAUAUGGAGAAAUCGCGGCCGACGAAGAAGAGCUUGAUCGGCUCUCUGAUGGAGGCGGCGAGCACGACCCUUGGCCGCUCAUCUUCCUUCAAAGAGGAUUCUUAUCUCAUUAGCCAUCUUAAGACAGGAGAGCUUAAAGCCCUCAUAGAUCUCAAAAAACGGCUUUCGUCUUCCUUUCCAUCGGCUACGAUGUGGGGGAUCCCUCUUGUAGGCGGGGAUGAACGCGCAGAUGUGGUGCUUCAAAAGUUCUUGCGCGCGAGGGAUUUCAGUGCGUCGCUGGCACACGCGAUGCUGCUGCGGUGCUUAGAAUGGAGGGCGGAGUUUGCCGCUGAUGGGGUGGUGGAGGAGAAGCUGGGCUUCGAGGAGCUUGAAGGAGUUGUGGCUUACAUGCACGGAUGGGACCGUGCAGGGCAUCCUGUUUGCUACAAUGGCUAUGGUGUCUUCAAAGACAGAGCGAAGUAUGAUCGCGUUUUCGGCGACGGCGAGAAGCUAAAGCGCUUCCUCCGUUGGCGGGUUCAAGUCAUGGAGCGCGGCGUGCGGCUUCUCCAGCUUAAGCCCGGCGGCAUCAACUCCAUCAUUCAGGUCACCGAUAUGAAAGAUUUUCCCAGGCGCGAGCUCCGCGAGCUGUCGAACCAGAUCCUUCCCCUGUUUCAGAACAACUACCCUGAAAUGGUCGCCAUCAAGGUGUUUAUAAACGUCCCAUGGUACUUCAGCAUGAUUUACUCUAUGAUCAGCCCAUUUCUGACGGAGAGAACCAAGAGCAAAUUCGUCAUCGUCAGGAACGGCAAUGUAGCCGAAACUCUCUACAGGUUUAUCCGGCCGGAGCUCCUGCCAGUUCAAUACGGAGGGUUUAGCAGGCCGGGCGAUCUCAAGAACGGUCCACCCAAGCCAGCAACCGAAUUCACCAUUAAAGGAGGAGAGAAGGUUAACCUAGAAAUCGACCGCAUCGAGGCGGGAGCGACGAUAACGUGGGACAUAGUGGUGGUCGGCUGGGAAGUGUAUUACUCGGCGGAGUUCGUGCCGAGCGCGAAGGGAAGCUUCAAAGUCACGGUGGAGAAAGCACGGCGGAUUUCGCCGGCGGCGGAGGCGCCAGUCCAUGGCUUGUUCACGUCGAGAGAAGCCGGCAAGGUGGUGUUAUCCGUCGAUAACACUGGUUCUCGGCGACGGAAAGUUGCGGCUUACCGUUACUUUAUUAGUAAGCCUUCCGUUUAGUUCUUAGCUUCAGGUAAUUAGGAUGAUAACAUAAUUAGGGAAUGAUCGGAUAUUUGUUUUUCUUCGUUAUUCGUAUCGUAGUUACUAUUUGUUUAUUGUUUGGUAAAAAUGGAUCUUU
This is a messenger RNA of Dendrobium catenatum, 1358 nucleotides long. Its product is annotated as patellin-6. Gene Ontology annotation, molecular function: lipid binding. The record is from RefSeq and is a predicted model, not a curated record. The transcript is spliced from 4 exons. NCBI's taxonomy places the organism in Eukaryota, Viridiplantae, Streptophyta, Magnoliopsida, Asparagales, Orchidaceae. Bases 32 to 1240 code for a protein of 402 amino acids.